UCUUCCCCUCUGUUGCUGUGACAACAGUGACGUCAGGAUCUCUUCCUGUUCUCCAGUCUUAGUUUCACUUUGUGAGUUGUUCUCGUCGCAGCUUCUUUUUCUCAUCUGAAGGUAACCAGCUUGUUGUGUUUGUGUGAAGGUGUGGACUCUGCUAUGAAUCAGUGGGAGGACAGACAGGAGGGACUCCCUCCCUCUAAAACCACUAUGUAUGGGGGACAUGAGAUCCAGACCAAAGCUCAGAGGUCUGACCCUGGUGGACCUGGACCUGGACCUGGACCUGGACCUGGAUCUGGACCUGGACCUGGACCCGGACCUGGACCUGGACCUGGAUCCAGCUGUGUGUCCAUGAAAAGUGAUGUUUCAAAGGAUUUUACUCUUAAUUUCAGUCAGUCUGCAGAUGGAAGUAUCAGGAUCCAGCAGCAGAGACCAGACUCUCCUGAACCAAGCUGUCCGUCCUUCAAGAGUGACCAGUCCAACUCCAGAAUCGUUGACUUUAAAGGGAGACGUCCAUCAGCUGAUCAGAUAGUCCACCAGCAGAGCUCAGAGGAUCUCAGUGGUCAGUCUACCCAGCAGCAUCAGACACAGCUGGACUCCAUCUUUCUGGUCUGUACAUGUACAACAACUACUUUCAAGAUUCAAGAGUCUUUAUUGUGAUUAUGAAAAUAUAAUUAAAUUUUGGAGAGACCCCGGCUUAAAGGCAAACAUAAAUAUGCAAACAUUUAAAUAACACUUAAAGAACAGAAAAACCACCCUUAAAGUAAAAAGAGUCAGAGAAUAUGUACAGUAAAAUGUAAACAUUGUAACAACGAAGUGCAGCUUAGUGCAAGUUCCAGUGUAUGAAAUGUUGAAAGUGUGUGAUUGUCCUGAGGACUGAUGGUCUGUUUGGUUGUCACCAGGGGUGAGUGUGUGUGUGAGAAGGUGUGUGAGUGCA
Molecule: messenger RNA, 931 nt
Organism: Mugil cephalus (flathead mullet)
Lineage: Eukaryota; Metazoa; Chordata; Actinopteri; Mugiliformes; Mugilidae
Product: translation initiation factor IF-2-like
Exons: 5
Coding region: 154-654 (166 amino acids)
Source: RefSeq, a predicted model, not a curated record